ACGGAUGCAACGAAUUUGGGAAAGGUGGUGACCAGGAUGCAACUGGAGAGGUCGGAAGUGGCGUUCUUCGUGUACACAAACGGAAGUACGCUCAGAUCCAAUUUGACGCAGAGAUUCCAGAUGACAAAUUCAGCACUGGAAUCCAUGAGCAGUUGGCCUCCAAUUUAUCUUCCUGAAAAUGAAGGCAGGAUUGUUUCUUUGGACAAGGAGACAUUUCUCAAUCGACUAGGAGAAUUCAGGCUAAAAAUAAGCUCAGAGGAAAGCUCAAUGACGGAAGUAUUAAAUUGGUAUACGUCUGUAAACGCCGCCCUCUUGGAUCAUCUUACGAAUCAGAUCAAAGAAACGGAUAGCAGCGGCGUUUGGAGGUAUCUAUUGGCUUUUAAAAACUUAUUGAGAAGCAUCGAAAGCACUGGUAUAGCGAGCGUCUACGGCGUCAACUACUUCGGAAGAGGGCUUCUCCGAGGCAACAACUACAUCUACUACAUCCAUCACGACGCUAUCGCCAAAGACCUGUUGAACGGCUCUUUGAACUACGUCCCGAUGCUCAGAGAUGUAUACAGGAGACUCACGAAAACGAUGACAAAUUACGGAACCAUCAAGAAAAGAGGUGAUAUAAUUGUGCAGAACUCUCAAAGAUCUCCGAACAUAACGGAAGCAAUUGAUUACUUCGACUCUAUUGCUCAGUACACUGAUGAGCUUAGGAAGCUGCAGAAGGAGCUGAGGCAUCAAAUCAGGAACUACGUGAGUGCCAAUUUGCACGAGGCGGCAAACAAGGAAGCGAUUGGAAUUGCGAUCCUCGUCGUCGUUCUGGCCGUGUCUCCUGUAAUAAUUUGGUUAGUUAGGAACGCAGUUUCCACUAUACAACUGUACGCCGCGAAUUUGGGGAUGAAGGCAAAAGAACUGAAGAGGGAGAAAAAGAAAAGUGAUACACUUCUGUUCCAGAUGCUUCCGCCCAGCGUUGCCACUCAAUUGAAACAGACCAGACAGGUUCCAGCCGAAUAUUACGCAUCGGUGACCGUUUAUUUCAGCGAUAUUGUAGGAUUCACUGAAAUUGCAGCAGUCAGUACCCCCUUGGAGGUCGUUACGUUCUUAAAUAAAAUUUACAAGUUGUUCGACGCUCGAAUAGAGUGCUACGACGUCUACAAAGUUGAGACCAUCGGCGAUUCCUACAUGGUCGCAUCUGGUCUACCGGUAAAGAACGGUAGUAAGCAUGUAUCCGAGAUUGCAAGUAUGGCUUUAGACCUUUUGGCUGGAUCUUCACAAUUCAAGAUUCCUCACCGGAAGUCCGAAAGGUUAAGGAUCAGAUCUGGAGCGCACACCGGGCCCGUCGUCGCCGGCAUCGUAGGCUCAAAGAUGCCUAGGUAUUGCCUAUUUGGAGAUACCGUCAAUACUGCUAGCAGGAUGGAAUCCACUGGAGAAGCUUCCAAAAUACACAUAAGUUCUGAAUUCAAAAAAGCUUUGGACGCUAUAGGCGGUUACAGAACUGAGCACAGAGGAUUGGUGGACGUUAAGGGAAAAGGGCCGAUGGACACCUACUGGUUAACCUGCAAAGAGGGCGGUGAACAUCGAACAGUCGAAAUGGAAACUCCAACAUAUUUUCCGGACGAAGAUUCCGAGCCAAUAUUCAUGCGACGACUCCGAGGCGAAUGCUACAUCUAAGCUCUCAUCCAAAACAUUCGCUCUUCAAAAAACUGAAACAUUACAUAAGAGCAAAUAUUACUUAAUAAUUUAUUGUUUUUUAACGCCUCCUCGUUGUAUAUCUCACGUAUUUAUAUUAUACUUAUUUUAUGAUUAUUUUACAUAUUUUUGUUUUUGGUUCGAAACAAUUUGGAUGUGAUGUGUACUAUGUACAUUUACUUUAGGUGUAUUUAUUUCCCAGCCACCGUUUUUGUGAUACAUAAUUUAAUUUUGUCUGUGAUUUUACGUUGAAUUUUCUUCCGUUCAACUUUCGCGUAUUCUCUUAUAUUUCAAAUCGUUGUUACGUAAUCUAAUUACAAUUCAUUUCGGAAGGCACAAGUAAC
Molecule: messenger RNA, 2021 nt
Organism: Nicrophorus vespilloides
Lineage: Eukaryota; Metazoa; Arthropoda; Insecta; Coleoptera; Silphidae
Biological process (GO): receptor guanylyl cyclase signaling pathway; intracellular signal transduction; cGMP biosynthetic process
Molecular function (GO): guanylate cyclase activity; peptide receptor activity
Source: RefSeq, a predicted model, not a curated record